Messenger RNA from Kogia breviceps (pygmy sperm whale), 2235 nucleotides. RefSeq names its product antizyme inhibitor 1-like. Gene Ontology annotation, biological process: negative regulation of protein catabolic process; positive regulation of polyamine transmembrane transport. The record is from RefSeq and is a predicted model, not a curated record. Gene Ontology annotation, molecular function: ornithine decarboxylase activator activity; ornithine decarboxylase activity. Gene Ontology annotation, cellular component: cytoplasm. NCBI's taxonomy places the organism in Eukaryota, Metazoa, Chordata, Mammalia, Artiodactyla, Physeteridae.
AUUUCUCUCCUUUGGCCGCCGCCGCCACUGCUGCACAGCUGGUGUCAGUGCCGCGCUUUUCCCCCCAUGUCGUCCCCGCAGCCUAUGGCCCAGGCCGCCUUGGGUAUUUCUGCUCAAGGUAACCACAUCCCUCUUUAAAAAUUCUGCCUAAAAAGAGAAGACGCUUUACCCGACUCUUUGGGCCGUUAUCUCACGGCGAACUUUCUGACCAAGUAUUCAACUACCCAGAGGGCUUAGGAGAGGUGCUGUAUAGAGAGCAGUUCGACUUCAACACUGAGCCACCUUGGGAACCUAGCUGAUGAUAGGAGGGUUCCAUCUCCUAACUUGUCCAUUUUGUUGCAUAUUCUAAGGACCCAGACGUAAGGCUUGGUGGCCCAUCUCUUGUUUUUCCUGGUUUAUGACUUUCGGCUUUGUGGAAUACGGCUGAGAUGAAAGGAUUUAUUGAUGAUGCAAACUACUCCGUUGGCCUGUUGGAUGAAGGAACAAACCUUGGAAAUGUUAUUGAUAACUAUGUUUAUGAACAUACCCUGACAGGGAAAAAUGCAUUUUUUGUGGGAGAUCUUGGAAAGAUUGUGAAGAAACACCAUCAGUGGCAGAACAUAGUGGCUCAGAUAAAGCCAUUCUACACGGUAAAGUGCAACUCCACUCCAGCUGUACUUGAGAUUUUGGCAGCUCUUGGAACUGGAUUUGCUUGUUCCAGUAAAACUGAAAUGGCUUUAGUGCAAGAAUUGGGUGUAUCUCCAGAAAACAUCAUUUACAUAAGUCCUUGUAAGCAAGUGUCUCAAAUAAAGUAUGCAGCAAAAGUUGGAGUGAAUAUCAUGACAUGCGACAAUGAAGUCGAAUUGAAGAAAAUUGCAUGUAAUCACCCAAAUGCCAAGGUCUUACUACAUAUUGCAACAGAAGAUAAUAUUGGAGGUGAAGAGGGUAACAUGAAGUUUGGUACUACCCUGAAGAAAUGUAAGCAUCUUUUGGAAUGUGCUAAGGGACUUGAAGUCCAAAUUAUUGGGGUUAAAUUUCAUGUUUCAAGAGCUUGCAAAGAAUCUCAAGUAUAUGUACAUGCUUUAUCUGAUGCUCGAUGUGUAUUUGACAUGGCUGGAGAAUUUGGCUUCACAAUGAACAUGUUAGACAUUGGUGGAGGCUUCACAGGAACCGUAUUUCAAUUGGAAGAGGUUAAUCAUGUUAUCAGCCCUUCGUUGGAUGUCUACUUUCCUGAAGGAUCCGGCAUUAAGAUAAUUUCUGAACCUGGAAGCUACUAUGUGUCUUCUGCAUUUACACUUGCAGUUAAUAUCAUUGCAAAGAAAGCUGUUGAAAAUAAGUUUUCCUCUGGAGUAGGAAAAACCAGAAGUGAUGAACCAACCUUCAUGUAUUAUAUGAACGAUGGUGUUUAUGGUUCUUUUGCAAGCAAACUGUCUGAGGACUUAAAUACCAUUCCAGAGGUUCACAAGAAAUACAAGGAAGAUGAGCCUCGGUUUACAAGCAGGCUUUGGGGUCCAUCCUGUGAUGAGCUUGAUCAAAUUGUGGAAAACUGUCUUCUUCCUGAGCUGAAUGUGGGAGAUUGCCCAGAUUGGCUUAUCUUUGAUAACAUGGGAGCAGAUUCUUUCCAUGAACCAUCUGCUUUUAAUGAUUUUCAGAGGCCAGCUAUUUAUUAUAUGAUGUCAUACAGUGAUUGGUAUGAGAUGCAAGAUGCUGGAAUUACUUCAGACACAAUGAUGAAGAACUUCUUCUUUGUGCCUUCUUGCACUCAGUUGAGCCAAGAAGACAACUUUUCCACUGAAGCUUAAGCAGGCAUCAACGCUUUUUUAGAUAUGAAGUUGCAGGUUAAGCUUGUCUGGUCUACAUUCCAGUGUGGAAAAAAUUUGAACAACUUAUUCUGUUAAUUCUCUUGGAAACAAAAACUACUAGUAAUAGCUAUUUGGGACCAGACAAAAUUAGCUCUCAUCUAUAAUUCACUGGGGGUAAUUGGGAGAUUAAGAUAAUGUAUCCACAUUUAAACUUACCAGUUUGCCCUACGCCUUAAGCGUUGAAAAUAAAAUAUGCAACAAAAUGGAUGACUUAGUGGAGAUGGAAGCCCAUUAAUUGGGUUCCCCAUUAAACCGUUUACAUACAAGUACACAGUUUUUAUACUAAGAAUUCGUGUUUAAAAAGUCUUGUAAAGUUAAUGUCUUUCACCCAGAUAUAGCAAAUGUCAGUGGAAGACCAGUGUGAUUUCAUUAGAUACGUUUAGUGUAUUUAGAA